Molecule: messenger RNA, 1457 nt
Organism: Phalacrocorax carbo (great cormorant)
Lineage: Eukaryota; Metazoa; Chordata; Aves; Suliformes; Phalacrocoracidae
Source: RefSeq, a predicted model, not a curated record
CCGGUGUGAGCAGCCAUGGGGGCCCGCCGGCGGGACGCGGAGGCGCGGGGGGCGCAGGAACCGGCGGCGGCGGGGCCGGGGGGGACGCCCUCCAUCGCCCGCUCGCGGGGGCGAGGCGGGGCGGUCGACGGAGGGCGGCGGCGGCGGCGGGGACAGGCCGCGGGCCCGGCCCCGGCGGAGGAGGAGGAGGAGGAGUACGUGGUGGGGCAGGUGUCGGGCAGCCUCUGCCCCGGCGCGGCGCCCGCCGCCCCGCUCGCGCAUCUCUUCAGCGCCGCCGCCGCCCCGCCGGUGCUGGUGGCGGCCCCACCGGGGGAAAAUAAGAAAAGAAAGCGUACUGAAGAAGCGGAGAAAGAGUCAGAAGACCAGAGCUCAUCUGCCGCGCAAGAACCUCCUAUAAAAGUAAAGAAAGCCAGAAAGAAGGAACUUUCAAAAGCAGAGAAAAAAUUGGCAAAGAGGGAGAGCGCUUUGGAGCGGGCAGAUGAAGAGGAGGAGAAAAAAUUGUUUCAAAACAAAGCAAAGCAAAAGAAAGCAGCUUCUCAUGUCGUCACCAAAAGUGUCGCUAAUUCAGAUGCAGGCACUACUGUAAAACAACAGAAGAAGAAAAAGGUGGUUGAUGAAACGGUAAACAGAAGAACAGUGUUUGUUGGAAACUUGCCUGUCAACUGUACUGUGCAGGCGCUGAAAUCUCGUUUUAAAGAGUAUGGACAAAUAAAAUCCAUUCGGUUCCGGUCUUUGGUUCCAGCAGAAGACACUUUAUCCAAAAAGUUAGCAGCAAUAAAGCAUAAGGUGCACCCUAAUGCAAAGUUCGUUAACGCCUAUGUUGUAUUCAAGGAAGAAUGUGAUGCUAUUAAGGCUCUAAACGAAAAUGGAACAGAAAUUGCUACUGGAUUUCACAUCAGAGUUGACAUUGCAUCAAAAAACAAUACGCAUGACAAUAAACGGUCUGUAUUCUUGGGAAAUCUUUCAUACGACAUCAGCGAUGAUGCUGUGCGCGAACACUUUUCUGUCUGUGGGGGCGUAGUAGCAGUGCGAAUUGUGAGAGACAGAAAGACCGGCUUGGGGAAAGGCUUCGGCUACGUUCUCUUUGAGAAUACGGACGCUGUACAUCUUGCUCUGAAACUCAACAACUCUGUUCUGAUGGGAAGAAAGAUCCGAGUGAAGCGCUGUGGAGAGAAGUGGAAGACACCACAGAAAAGUCCAGAUCAGCCUCGUGCUCCUAAGGACAGAGUUGGCACCACGCUGAAAAAGAAGAGAUGCUCUAAUGAUUCAUUUGUUGGUGAAAAGGCAGUCCCGUUAAAGAAGAGCACUAAACCAAAAAGACUAAAAGCUACUCCUAAAAAAAAAGCUGGGAAAAACAAAGAGUCUUUUGAUAAAAAUCAGUCAUAUAAAAAUGUUAAUUACCAGUACAAAGAUUGAUGUAUGCAAGAGCGUUCUGUCAUAAAUGUUGUUUCCUAAUA